AUGUUAAACAUUGACUUUUUAGGGGUCUUAUUUAAAUUGGAAAUUUUUAUUGCAAUUUUUCCUAUUUUAAGUGGUACAAACCAAUUAAGUAAAUAUGUCGAAAAUAAUAAGAAAUUCAUUUUUUUAGAAACUCAUUUAUUUCAUUCAAAGAAAACAUUGGACUAUUUUAGUACUGAUAUAAUUGUUGAAUAUAUAACUGAAUUCACUGAUUAUUAUAAUAGAGUAUUUAGAGAUAAGAAUAAUAAUUAUAUUUGUAAAAGAUUAUUACAAUGUAUAUUGAAAUUGGUUAGGGUAGUAUGGUUGGAUAAAAAUUCAAGUUCAGAUUCAUUAUUGAUUAUAAUUGAUUCAAUGUUUAAAUUGAUAUUAAAUGUUGAUAUUAGAGAUUCAAUUGAUAAUAAUAGUUUGGUGAUAAUGUUGGAUUUAUUAUGUCAAAAUAAAUUCUUUUCUAGAAAUAGAGGUAUUGAGCCAUUAUCACCAUUAUCACCAACUAGAAUGAUAAAUAUAAAUUCAUCAUCAUCAACAACGACAACUACAACAAAAUCAGAUAAUUUACAUAUUAAUUCACCAGCAUCAAAAUUUUCAUCAUCAUCUUCGUCAACAUCAUACAGUUUAGCAUCAUCAUCCUCAUAUACAACACCAACUAAAAAUUAUUUUUCAAAUGCAUCAUCAUCAUUGGUAUCACCAUAUCAACCAAAUACUCCAUAUACACCAUAUACACCAUUAAAUGGUAUGAUGUUUUUAUCACCAACCAAUAAUAAUAAUAAUAAAAAUAAUAAUAAUAAUGAUGAUGAUUCCUUCUCAACUGAUGAUCAACAUAGUGGUAAUAGUAGUUUAUCAUCUUCAUAUAAUAAUAUAAAGAGUCCAAUUCCAUUCAAUCAUAUAGUUAAUCCAACUACAUUAAAAGAAUCCUAUAUCCUAUUAAUACCAUUGCUUUUCUUAUAUUGUAAAAAUGAUAAAAAUUAUAGAGAAAUUAAAAAGUUUUUUGGAAAUAAUGUUAUAGAGAAUGAAACAUUUCAAUAUUUUACAACCUAUUGGUCAAUUACAACUAAACCUGAUGAUUAUAUAAGAUGUUCAAAUUUUAUAUUAUCAUUAGGUAAUAAUUCAUAUUUAUUAAAAGAUAAUAAAACAUUAUUUUUAAAUACAAUAUUUAAUAUAAUUAAUUCAUAUGAUUUAUUAAGAGAUAAAGGUAUUGAGUGUUUAGAAUUACAUUUAAUGAAUUUUUUAGAUACAGAACAAUUUUAUGAGAGAAUUAUUCAAGAGAUUUAUAAACAUCAAGAAAAGUUUUUCAUAAUUUUAAAGAAAUUAAUUGGUAAAGAUCCAAAAGUUAUCUCUAAAAUUAUUGAACCACAUUUCUCUAAAUUAUUUAAAUUAUUUCAAAAAUCAUCUUCAUUCAGUAUGUUAAAUCUAUUGGUUAAAUCAUUUGGUAAAUCAUUUUUUAAUAAUAAUAGUUCACAAAUGAAUGAUUAUAUAAAUAGAUUAAUUCAAAUACCAAUCACUUUAAAAUUAGAUAAUACACAAAAUAAUAAUCAAAAUAUUAAUAAUAUUAAUAAUAGUAGUAAUAAUAGUAAUAAUAAUAAUAAUAAUAAUCAAAAUAAUAAUAAUAAAAACGAAAAUGAUGAAGGUGAUUAUAAAAAAUAUGAAGUUUUAGAUUCAAUUGUUUACUUAAUUAAAUUAUUGGGUGGUAAAGAAAUGGUUGGACAUGUUAGAAUAUUAAUGAAACAUUUUAGAACUAUUGAUUAUAUAAAAUUAAAUGGUGCAGGUACUUUAGAGUAUGAAAGUAUUAUUAGAUCAUUGGUAUUAUUAUAUAAAAUAAUGGGUGAUAAUUAUAUUCAAUUAUUUCAUAUUGCAAUUAAUUCAAUUGUUAAAGCCAAUGAUACAAGAAAUUUAAAAAAUAUUCAAAAUAAUAAUAAUAAUAAUAAUAAUAAUAAUAAUAAUAAUAAUAAUAAUAAUAAUAAUAAUAAUAAUAAUAAUGAUGAUAAUAACAAUCAAAAUAAUAAUCAGAAUAUUGAGAAUAAUAAUAGUAAUAAUAAUAUUGAAAAUGAAGAUACAUAUUAUCAAUGUAAUGGUAAACAUACUGGUGGUAUGGUAAUAUUAGGUGAUAUUUUAACAGAAUUUAAUGGUGAACAAUUAAGAUUAUCGGAUAUUCAAGUAAUUUUAAAAUUUAUAGGAUCAACAUGUUUAUGUAAACGUGAAGGUUUAUUUCCAAUAUUUUUAGAUUACUAUUAUCGUCAUUCAUCAUGGUAUGAAUUUAAUUGUUAUAUUGAAAGAAUUUUACAAAAAGAUAUAAAAUCAAAUAUUGAUGAAAAUUAUAAUAAUAUUAUAGUUGAAGAUGAACAACAACAAAGUAAUAAUAAUAAUGGUAAUAAUAAUAAUAAUAAUAAUAAUAAUAAUAAUAAUAAUAAUAAUAAUAAUAAUAAUAAUAAUAAUAAUGGUAAUAAAAAUAAAAAAAAACAACAGGAUGAAAUUGAAGAUAAUUUAAAUAAUAACAAUAAUAAUAUUGAUGAUGAUUGUAAAAUUAAAUCAUUUAUAAAUACAUUACAAUUUAUAAAAGUUAUUGGUAAAUAUUGUCCAAAUGCAUAUACUACUAAUUCACAAAGGGAGAGAAUUAGAAAGAUUUAUAAUGGAUUAGUUGAAAAGUUACCACAAUCAGUUGUAAAUGUAUUUAUGUAUGCAAGUGGAAAUAAAAAGAAUGUUAGGUUCAUUUAUUUGUUAAUACCACAAUUGACAUCAUUAAUUGAAUCUUUACCUUGCAUGGAUGACAUUUACACUCAGUUCAUGUCUGGUAUACUAAAUUGUAUUUACAAAAGAAAGAAAGAGAACCCAUUAAUCAAUAUAACACCAUUCAUAGAGUUAAUGUUAAUUUUAAAUAAUGAAUAUGUUCCAGGUUCAAAAUCAUUUCAUUAUGAUUUAAUUAUUAAACAAAAUUUAUUAUAUUAUAAAAAUUAUGGUGGUGGUAAUAGUAAUAACAAUAAUAAGAAUUCAAAUAGUAGUGGUAGUAGUAGAAAUAAUGACUUUUCAUUAUUUAUUGAUAGAAAGAAUCCAAGAUUUUUAUUAUUUUUAAAUCAGGUUUUACCAUUAUCAUCAUAUAAAUUCUUAAAGAAAUUGGUUAUUAGUUAUCCAGCACAAUUGGCACAUUCAAUUUCAUUUAAGAAUGCAUUUGAUAAAUUAACAUUAACUCAUAAAGAAUCAAUUAUAAAAAUCAUUCAAUCAUCUUCAUCAUAUAAUCCAUCAUUGGCCGAUCUUUUAAAAUCUUUAAAACGUCCAAUUAUGCCAUUAAUUGAUGAUAGUUUUAAAAAUGGUUAUGAACCAUUAUUAAAAACAAUUUUAAAUUGUGGUAGUAGCAGUAGUAGUAAUAAUAAUAAUAAAAAUAAUAAUAAUAAUAAUAAUAAUAAUAAUAAUGAAGAUUGUAAAAGUGAAUGGAAAAUGACAUUAUCAUUAGUUUGUAGAGAUUGGUUUUUAAUUUGUCAAAAAUUAUUAUCAAAUGAUUAUAGAAUUGCAAAGAGAAUGAAGAUUGUUAAAUCAAUUAAUCCAGGUAAUAGAUAUUGUUUAUUUGAAAGAUUAAUUCAUUUCUCUUUUAAUCAAAUCUUAACUUAUCCAAUGGAACAAUGGAAAGAUAUUUUUAAAAAUUCUCAAUCAAUUGAUUUAUCAAUUAAUAAUAAUAAUAAUAAUAGUAAUAACAAUUAUAAUAAUAAUUAUAAUAAUUAUGAAAAUUCAUUAGAUUUAAAAAGACAUUUAGAUAUUUUAGUUGACAUUGAUGAAUUUCCAAAUUUAAUUGAAAUUACAUUGGAUUGUAUCACAAGUGAAGGUUCAAGUUUUAAUAGAAUCAUUGAUAAUUUAUCAAAUAAUCAAUUAUGUUCAAAUUUAAAAGUCAUAAAUUUAAAAUUAACAAAUUUAAAUCAUUCAGAAGUUGAUAAUGUUAUUGAAUUCUUUCAAACAAUUUAUAAGAAUAAACAACAAAUACAACAAGAUCUCAAUGAUAAUAAUAAUAAUAAUUUAAAAAUUAAUAUUGAAAUUUUAAAUUCAAAUUGCGAAUUUUGGUUAUUACCAUUAAUUAAUACUUUAUAUGAAAUGUUUGAUGAUGGCAGUGAUGGUUUAAGAAUUAUAUCGCCAUAUCCAGAUGAUAAAUUUUUAAAGAUUCAUAGUAAGAAAUCUGAAUAUGAGUUAACAAGAUAUUAUAGUCAAUGUAAUACAAUAACCAUAACACCAAAUCCAUACCACUCUUAUGAAUUAUUUGAUUAUUAUCAAUUGUCAAACAAUAACAACAAUUCAUCAAUUAAUAAAUUAAUCAUUCAAAAUUGUGGUACUCAAGGUGAAAAGAAUGAAUUUGGUAUUGACUUUGAAUUAAGUUUAUUAUCUCUAUUAGAAAACUCAAAAUCAUUAACUCAUUUACAAAUUAAUAAUAUCACAAAUUUAUAUCAAGUAAUUGAAUUAUUCUCUUGUUUACCUUUAAAUAAUUCUUUAAUUUCAAUAACAUUAAUUAUAAACACUUUGGAAAUUUUAAAUAAUAAUAAUAACAAUAAUUUUAAUAAUUUAAAUAAUAAUAAUAAUUCUAAUAAUAAUAAUUCUAAUAAUAAUAAUAAUAAUAAUAAUAAUAAUAAUAAUAAUAAUAAUAAUAAUAAUAAUAGAAAUAAUAAUAAUAAUUUUAUUAAAAAUAAUUAUAAUAAUAAUUUUAUAAAAAAUAAUAAUUUGGAUAAUAAUAAUAUUUUUAGUAGUAAUAAUAAUUUUAAUUAUAUUAAAAAUAAUAGUUUUAUAGUUGAUGAUGGUGUUUUUGAUGGUAGUUUGUUUAAAGAAUAUUUGAUUCAACUCUUCCAAUUAUUGAACCAAAACCAGACAAUUGAUGAUCUUUAUAUUUCAACCCAUAAUUCUUUCCCUUUGGUCGAUGAUUGGAAUUCUAUUGAAAAAGGUGAUUUCAUUUUAAUUAAUCCCUGUCACUUACAAAGAAAAUUUAAAAAAAGAUAA
Molecule: messenger RNA, 4959 nt
Organism: Dictyostelium discoideum AX4
Lineage: Eukaryota; Evosea; Eumycetozoa; Dictyosteliales; Dictyosteliaceae
Exons: 5
Coding region: 1-4959 (1652 amino acids)
Source: RefSeq, a predicted model, not a curated record